AUGACCUCCCUUUCCUUCUACCGAUGCAACGCCCAAUCAUGCAAAGCCUCCGCCUUGGUCAACUUCCUCUCCGCCUUUUCCGCCGGUGUCUCGGUAGCUUUUGUGGUUGGCGUUUUUGUCUUUGUCGCCUUGCUAUCCCGCUUUGACGGGAGCAGCGACCUCAGAAGCGAUUUCGUACUCGUCAUUGUCGACGAUGAUUUUAUCGACAUUGUAUCUUUUUCCGGUGUAGAUGUGGAUGUUGAUCGCGUAGUAGACGACAUGUUGAGUAUUAUGUAUCGUAGCUUUGAUAAUGAUGAUGAUGAUGAUGAGGAUGAUGUUCCAAUUGAUUUGAUGCCUCAACUCCUAGAUUACAUCCCCUAA
Molecule: messenger RNA, 360 nt
Organism: Bipolaris victoriae FI3
Lineage: Eukaryota; Fungi; Ascomycota; Dothideomycetes; Pleosporales; Pleosporaceae
Exons: 2
Coding region: 1-360 (119 amino acids)
Source: RefSeq, a predicted model, not a curated record